AUGUCUUAUCUAUCAGGUGCCAGCACGCAGGAUGUUUCCCGCGAGAUUCAAACUGUCCAGGAGGACAUCCAGAAUCUCUCGUGUGCCGGUGAUGGGGAUGAUCAGGCCCAAAGGCAAGCACUUCUCAGCUCAGCUCGCGAGCUAGUUAACGCCCUGGAAACUACUGGGCAUGUAGUUGCUCGAAUGAGCUGGGAUGAGCCAACCAUGUCUGGGUCUCUGCGGAUCCUGAUCGAUCUCGGCAUAUUCAAGCAUAUGCUAGAAGGCGAUACCACGGUCCCUAAGCAGGCGAAUGAGCUUGCUGAGCUGAGUGGAGCCGAUCCGGUUCUGCUUCAAAGACUGUUGAAGCGCGUGGCCUCGUCGUCUCCACCGGCCACAGAGUUCAUGAAGAAGACAAACUACAGGAACCCGAUCAGCAAGGACGACACCAUCUGGAAGUUCGGCGCAGGUAUCGAUAUCCCUUACUUCACCUGGUUGCAAUCGCAGGACGACCGACUGCUCGCGUUUGCAAACCAUAUGAAGUUCAAAUCUGUUCGUCAGAACUGGUACGAUACGGUCACUCUCAACGAGAUUUUCCCGGCCGACUUCGACCCCCAAGCAGUGCUAAUGGUCGACGUCGGUGGCAACGCGGGCCACGAUCUUCUCGGGUUCCACCGAGCACACCCCAAGCAGCCCGGACGACUGAUCCUCCAAGACCUGCCAAACCAGCUCCAGCCACUCGAUAAACAAGCACUCGCCCCCGUCGAGCCGAUGGCUCAUGAUUUCUUUACUCCGCAGCCUGUCAAGGGCGCCAAGGCAUAUUACUUGAAGAUGGUCUUGCACGACUGGCCAGAUGCACAGUGCAGGGAGAUUCUGAACAACCUGAAACCAGCUCUGACUCCCGGAUACAGCAAGAUUCUUCUCAAUGAAAUCGUGGUUCUAGAUCAGGGUGCAGACUGGUUCUCUACAAGUGUAGACCUGCUCAUGAUGGUCUUCCACUCAUCGUGGGAAAGACGAGAGAAACAAUGGCGGGAGCUGACAGAGAGUGUUGGGUUGAAGGUGACUCGGAUCUGGCCUUGCGGAGGCGCGCCGGAGAAGCUGAUUGAGGUUGAGCUGGCCUGA
Messenger RNA from Diaporthe citri, 1098 nucleotides. RefSeq lists its product as uncharacterized. The coding region runs from base 1 to 1098 and encodes 365 amino acids. The record is from RefSeq and is a predicted model, not a curated record. NCBI's taxonomy places the organism in Eukaryota, Fungi, Ascomycota, Sordariomycetes, Diaporthales, Diaporthaceae. The transcript has 2 exons. Gene Ontology annotation, molecular function: O-methyltransferase activity.